AUGGAGGAUGACCGCUGGAUGAUGGAGGAUGACCGCUGGAUGAUGGAGGAUGACCGCUGGAUGAUGGAGGAUGACCGCUGGAUGAUGGAGGAUGACCGCUGGAUGAUGGAGGACGGGCCACCGUCAGACGGGCUACCACCGUCAGGACCCGGGCCACCGUCAGGACCUGGGCCACCGUCAGACCUGGGCGUCAGGACCCGGGCCACCGUCAGGACCCGGGCCACCGUCAGGACCCGGGCCACCGUCAGGACCCGGGCCACCGUCAGGACCCGGGCCACCGUCAGGACCCGGGCCACCGUCAGCCGGGCCACCGUCAGGACCGGGCCACCGUCAGGACCCGGGCCACCGUGGGCCACCGUCAGGACCCGGGCCACCGUCAGGACCCGAGCCACCGUCAGGACCCGGGCCACCGUCAGGACCCGGGCCACCGUCAGGACCCGGCCACCGUCAGGACCGGGCACUGUCAGGACCCGGCCACCGUCAGGACCCGGGCCACCGUCAGGACCGGCCACCGUCAGGACCCGGGCCACCGUCAGGACCCGGGCCACCGUCAGGACCCGGGCCACCGUCAGGACCGGGCCAGUCAGGACCCGGGCCACCGUCAGGACCCGGGCCACCGUGGGACCCGGGCCACCGUCAGGACCUGGGCCACCGUCAGGACCCGGGCCACCGUCAGGACCCGGCCACCGUCAGGACCCGGGCCACCGUCAGGACCCGGGCCGUAGCCGGAUCAGGACCCGGGCCACCGUCAGACCCGGGCCACCGUCAGGACCCGGGCCCGUCAGACCCGGGUGGUGGGGUGGGCAGACCCGCCACCGUCAGACCCGCCACGAGGGGGGUGGGGCCACGUCAGGACCGGCUUCAGACCCGGGCCACGUGGGACCGGGCCAGUCAGGACCGGCCACGUCGGACCCGGGCAGUCAGACCCGACUCAGGCCGGGCCAGGUAGGACCCGGGCCACGUCGGACCCGGCACCGUCAGGACCCGGCCACCGUCAGACCCGGGCCACCGUCAGGAAGGAAUAGUUUGACCAAGGGUAAUGUCUCCUGUGUUUUCCAGGUGCUAGGCGGCCAUCUUGAACUUAGAUAUGUAAACAGCAGCCAUCUUGAACUCAAUAUAUGUAAACAGCAGCCAUCUUGA
Messenger RNA from Homarus americanus (American lobster), 1140 nucleotides. RefSeq names its product proline-rich protein 2-like. Bases 1 to 1140 code for a protein of 379 amino acids. The transcript has 3 exons. Lineage: Eukaryota; Metazoa; Arthropoda; Malacostraca; Decapoda; Nephropidae. The record is from RefSeq and is a predicted model, not a curated record.